Messenger RNA from Brachypodium distachyon (stiff brome), 1186 nucleotides. RefSeq names its product protein ASPARTIC PROTEASE IN GUARD CELL 1. The record is from RefSeq and is a predicted model, not a curated record. The transcript has a single exon. NCBI's taxonomy places the organism in Eukaryota, Viridiplantae, Streptophyta, Magnoliopsida, Poales, Poaceae. The coding region runs from base 160 to 951 and encodes 263 amino acids. Gene Ontology annotation, cellular component: extracellular region.
UUCAUAUGAUUUUUAUGUCUGUAUACAUAGGUCGAUCGCCGGCCGGCCAGCCCGGGCAAACUAAACAUAAACUCUUCUGUCUAUAUAUCUCAUGUCCUCAUAUCAUUGAUAUCUCGAUCGAGCAGUAAAUUAUAGAAUUAGAGCAAGUAGCUAGCUAAUAUGGGUCGCCAAGCAAGAAGAAGAGGUUCUUGUGCUUCUGCCUUGACGCUGGUAGCUUGGCUUCUCAUUAUUCUCCGGCUGCCGGCGCCGGCUUCGCCGGCGGGGGGCCCGGCCACGGCAGGAAAUGUGAUUGCCCGCUCGGCGCCGAACUUGAUAAAGUAUGCCCAAGAGUUGGCGAAGAAGAAGGCGGUCAGGUCAGGCGGAAGAGCUCUGAUCGAGAAGUAUUUGUCCUCCGGCAGCGGCGACCCCGGCGGCCAGGCCCUGACCGGGAUCCCGGCGGGGGCGUUCGAUGUCGCGGCGGACGGCAACUCCGGAGGGGUUUACCUCAGCACAAUGUUGCAUAUCACCUACCUCCAGCCGGAGGCCUACUACGCCGUGAGGCGGGCGCUGGUGAGCCAGAUCAAGUCGCAGGAAGUCAACGGCUCGGCGCUGUUCGGCGGCGUCUUCGACCUGUGCUACAACCUGCAGGCCGUGGCCGGGUUGACGUUCCCGAAGCUGACGCUGGUGUUCGACGGCUCGCCGACGCCGACGAUGGAGCUCACCACGGUGAACUACUUCUACAAGCACACCCCCACCGGGCUGCAGUGCCUGACCAUGCGGGAGACGCCGACAGAUGCACCGUUCAGCUCUAUCCUCGGCAGCCUGCUGCAGACGGGCACCAACAUGAUCUACGACAUUGCCGGCGGCUCGCUGACGUUCGAGAAGGGCGCGGCGUCGGCGCUCUCUUCGCAGGUGCCAUCCUCGGUCAUGGCGAUGGCCCCUCUAUACCUCGCGUGGGUGCUUCUCUUCUAGAUCGAUCAUCAUAUCAUAAUCAAGCUACUUCAUCAGUAUUCAAGGUUGAGUAAAUUGUUUUUCAAUAUAUAUACAUGCAUCAUGCAUAUAUAUAGUGUUUGCUUAAUUACGAGGGUGUGUAUUUCUGUAUGUGUGUUGGAGAAUCAACUCAAAGCUAAGACUAUCAGUGAAGAACAACUCGCAGCUACAAAAUGAACAGUUAUUUUUUUCGAAAGGAGGAAAACCGUCCAGCCUC